AUGGAAGAUAUGUAUCCACCUGUUCAAGUUACACAGGUGUCAUCGGAAGCACCCAAUAUAAUAAAUCAUAGCUCAGAUAAUUCAACUAUUAUUCGAUCGACCACUGUACUACCAGAUGCAACACAAUUGAAUCCAAACAUUUUGGUGCCAGUUGGAUUUUCAACUCCGUCACCUCUUAGAAAGUCACAGAGAAGAGGUAGUUUCUCUUCUAUACUACGAAGAAGAAGUUCAAUCGUUUCGAUGGCGAGAAGAGCCUCGAAAGAUGUCGAUAUAUCCGAUGAGAGAAUGGCGAAAUUCCUCAAUACCAUAUCACUUCGUACCACUACCGAUAGUUGUGGAAGUGAUGACAGUGGCAGCUGUUACUCUGACAUUGCAUCCAACGUAGAUAUAGCUGAUUACGAUCAAAACGAUUGGUUUCUACAAGAAGAUGAUAUUGACGAUGAACCAUUGUUUACAAUAUUAGAAAAACAAGAACUUGAAAAUAAAAUUAUAGAAAUGGCAGAAACUCUAUCAAGUCAAAUAGAUCUAUCUCCUGGUAUUGCUAUUUUAUUAUUAAUAUAUUUUAGAUGGGAUCAAGAUAAAAUAUUAGGAAAUUAUUUUGAUGAUCCAGAACAAUAUUGUUUGAAUGCAGGUGCAUUUUUAACAAAAGCGAAACCAAACUAUACAGGUGUACCAUGCUUGAUUUGCUACGAACUGUUCCCACAGAAGGAAUUGUACAGUUUGAAUUGUGGUCAUGGUCCAUAUUGUCUCAACUGUUGGAAAACCUAUUUGCAUGAAGAGAUUAUGACAACUGGUCCAGAGGUGAUUCAUUCCACUUGUAUCUCACCACGUUGUAAAUGCAAAUUAAAUUUUGAAAAUUGGAAAACAUUAGCUUCACAAAGAGAUUAUAGCAGGUAUUGGUAUUUUAUUGCAAAAGAUUAUGUAUAUCAUGAUAAACAUCUUGUUUUUUGUCCAAAUCCAACAUGUGGAAGUGCUAUCAAGUAUCAAGGAGUUGGAAGACCGAAUGAUGUAGUCGAGUACUUUCUGUUGGAAGCACUCGAACUACUCAUCGAAUGUCGUAGAAUACUCAAGUAUACAUACGUAUUUGGUUUCUAUCUAGGCGAUAAUGUUCCAGGCAAGAUGUUCUUUGAGUACCAGCAGGCAAACGCCGAGGGUAUCACUGAGCUGCUCUCGGAAGGUGUAUAUAUCAACGUCGCUCUGAUCAACCCUGAAGAAAUGAAAAACAGAAUAAGAGUGACAAGAAAGUACAUCGACAAUCUAGUAAAGAGUAUCGAAGAGGGUUUAGGAUUAGAUAGCAAUAUGGGUUUGGCGCCUCAAGAAUAA
Molecule: messenger RNA, 1323 nt
Organism: Heterostelium album PN500
Lineage: Eukaryota; Evosea; Eumycetozoa; Acytosteliales; Acytosteliaceae
Product: E3 ubiquitin-protein ligase
Exons: 5
Coding region: 1-1323 (440 amino acids)
Source: RefSeq, a predicted model, not a curated record